AUGGCUUCUACGAGAUGUUUACUAGGAAUAUAUAAUUUAAAAACUUUAAAUUCGACAAAUUUAAAAUCGCUUAGUUCCAUUCUUAAACAUUCUUAUUCAAAGUGUUACCAUUGUAAAAUAAUUUUAUCAAAAUCCCUUAUUUCAUCUAAUCACGUUCAAAAUUUUCCUGCGUUUCCACAAAAUCAAGUCAAAAAAUUUCAUACUGCCUUCACCUUACACAAAAAGAGAGAUUUUUAUGAAGUAUUAGGCAUACCUAAAAAUGCUUCUUCUAAAGAUAUAAAAAAAGCAUAUUAUGAAUUGGCUAAAAAAUAUCAUCCUGACACGAAUAAAAAUGAUCCAAAUGCAGCACUUAAAUUUCAAGAAGUUUCCGAAGCUUAUGAGUGUUUGAGUGAUAAUGCCAAAAGAAAACAAUAUGAUCAGUGGGGUACAACAUCAGAUCAAAUGGGUGGAAUGGGUGGUGGAGGAGGAGGAGGAGGAGGAAGCAGCUCCAGAGCUGGAUUUAGUGGUAACGAAUGGCAGUUUAGGUCGAGUAUUGAUCCGGAAGAAUUAUUUAGGAAAAUAUUUGGCGAUGCCGGAAUGAAAGGAGGAUUCGGAGAUUUUGAAGAUUUUAGUGAUGGUUAUGGUUUUGGUGCUGCUCAAGAAGUUACUUUAAAAUUAACAUUAUCUCAAGCUGCUCGAGGUGUAAAUAAAGAAAUAGUUGUUAAUGUAGUUGACACGUGUCCCUACUGUCAUGGCACACGUUGUAGUCCAGGCACUAAAGCUGUUAAAUGCAGUUAUUGUAAUGGAACCGGUAUGGAAACAAUCAGUACAGGACCUUUUGUCAUGAGGUCAACAUGUCGAUAUUGCCAAGGUACACGAAUGUACAUAAGAUAUCCUUGUCUCGAAUGUCAAGGAAAGGGAAAUACCGUUCAAAAGAAAAAAGUAACAGUUCCAGUUCCUGCAGGUGUCGAAGAUGGACAAACGGUUAGAAUGACAUUAGGGAAAAGAGAAGUUUUUAUAACGUUUAGAAUUGAAAAAUCUAGUUAUUUUAGAAGGGACGGUUGUGACAUACAUACGGAUGCGACGAUAUCAUUAUCUCAAGCCGUUCUGGGAGGAACGAUACGCGUUCAGGGAAUAUACGAAGAUCAAACGAUACAGAUAUCGCCCGGUACGAGUUCGCAUACGAGAAUAAAAUUGUCGGGAAAAGGAAUGAAAAAGGUUAGCACGAUGGGUUACGGUGAUCAUUACGUUCACGUUAAAAUUUCAAUACCGACCAAGUUAAAUGAAAAACAAAAAGCUUUAAUGCAAGCAUAUGCUGAAUUAGAAGAUGACACCCCCGGGGUCAUACACGGUGUCACGUUUAAAAAAGACGGUGAGUAG
Pediculus humanus corporis (human body louse) is the source of this 1359-nucleotide messenger RNA. Its product is annotated as protein tumorous imaginal discs, putative. Gene Ontology annotation, biological process: protein folding; negative regulation of apoptotic process; mitochondrion organization. Gene Ontology annotation, cellular component: mitochondrion. Gene Ontology annotation, molecular function: ATP binding; heat shock protein binding. NCBI's taxonomy places the organism in Eukaryota, Metazoa, Arthropoda, Insecta, Psocodea, Pediculidae. The coding region runs from base 1 to 1359 and encodes 452 amino acids. The transcript is spliced from 8 exons. The record is from RefSeq and is a predicted model, not a curated record.